Messenger RNA from Hibiscus syriacus, 602 nucleotides. Its product is annotated as cold-regulated protein 28-like. The record is from RefSeq and is a predicted model, not a curated record. Gene Ontology annotation, biological process: response to cold; regulation of circadian rhythm. The coding region runs from base 3 to 602 and encodes 199 amino acids. Lineage: Eukaryota; Viridiplantae; Streptophyta; Magnoliopsida; Malvales; Malvaceae. The transcript has 3 exons.
GCAUGGAGGGUAUCUGGAGAACCGAGACUAGGACAAGUUUAGACGCGUCUGCACCUGAGUUGAAUCCUCAGAUGUCACCCGGGGUUGCUCAUCAAGAACAAAAUCCAAGAAUGGAUUCUCUGGUGACAGAGUCCGCUACCUUUACUAAAUGGACUGAUGGAAAGCACAGGUUAUACCUUAAAUCCAUGGAAACAUCCUUUGUUAACCAGUUUUAUGACUCUGUGAAUCUUCUUGGCUCGAACACACAAAAGGAGAAGUUACCAAGGCCUGAGUCAUCAAGGCAAAAACAUUGUACCUCUUCUGGCCAGUUUAAAGUUCUUCGAGAUGGCUGCUGGAAGAAGGUCGAUUUCCAAAGACCUGGAGUUCAACUUCAGAAAACAAAUGACUCUCAUUCUCUUGUGGCAAGCCCUUGGAUCCAGCACUUUAGAUCUGGAUCUAAGUCAAGUGUUUUAGCCUCUUGUACUCUUCAAGUCAGUGCUUCAUCAAGAGUUAAAAAUGCAAACAAUUUAGAUGUUUUGAUAAGAAAAUUAGGAAUAAAUAUUGUUUAUUUUUAUUCCCUCUAUAUGAUCUCGCAAGUUGCAACAGUCAAAAUCAUGCUAUAA